UUAUUAUUGUGAGAAAUGUGUAAGCGGUAACAACUUGUCUGGCUGAAUUUCUAGUUUACGUGUUUCAUAUAUUGUGCUGCUUCUUCUUCUUCAAGCAAUUCUUAAAAACUAUUUGUUGUUGUUGCAUGCCGUCCGUCGUGUUAUAAAGUAAAGUGAAGAAUUUAUUUUCUUUGUAGAAUUGCUUGUUGAAUUUAAAGAAAAAAAAUUUAUUUAAAAUUAUGAACAAUUUCUGUUAAAGGUGUCGCGUAUAGCUGUUAUCUUACUCACUAUUUAUGUAUGCAUGUUAAAAAAUAGAAAUAAAAUAAGGAAAUUCAAAAGUUCCAUUUCUGCAUUAUUGACUUUGUUGUGUUUUGUUUUGUUUUCUCUGUGUGCCAUCGAAACGUGAAUCAUACACAAACCACGCUUUGCCGCUUUGUUCAGCCAACUGUUGUGUUAAAAGGAAAAGGUUAUUUUUAACACAUCACCAAAUCACAUCCGAAUGUCGAACUUGCUGAGCAACGUACUGUGGAAACUGCUACACAAGACAUAAUUAUUAAAUAAUAAUAGCAAAAAAUUGCUAUAGAUAAAAAAAAUUGUAAAAAAUAUAUAUAGAAAUUGAAAUAAAAAUCGGUGCUAAUAAUUUUUAAGCCACAACAUGAGUCAUCCGCAUGACAAUAAGCGAAAGCUCUCAUUUCUUGGGUUUAAUACCCAAAGAAAGUCCACCGGAAAUGAAGACCCAAACGAGGUGCUACUGGAUUCGGAAAUGGAAAAAGUUUUCGCCGGUCCUACAACACAAAAAGAGAAAUUUGAUGUAACUACAUUUCAAGAUUCGAGUAUUCCCAUCGGUUCUUUUAAACAAAAAAAUAUUCGUCGUAAUACCCAAGGUGAUCUUAAUAUUGAAGAAGACUCAGAAUAUGAAAGUCAAAACGAUCCUGUGAAUCAACAAAAUUACGAUGACAUUCCAGAAGAUUGUCCAUUAGUUUCUGAACGUGCAGGACAUGGAGAUCAUUCAGAUAAUUCUGCUGACGAAAAACAUGUGCAGUUUGGUCAAAAGAAGGCCGUUGUUACCCCACCUAGUUUAGGUUAUGAUGAUCAACCUAACGAUAAUAUACACGAGAGAAAACGUCGAAAAAGCCGUCAUCAGUAUUAUAGACAACGCAAAUUUUCACAUCAAGAAAGCGUGGAUAGCAAAAAACCAACCGAAGAAAACGGCGAUGCCGGAGUACGGAAAGUAUCUGUGCAACCUGAAGAUACCACGUUGGAGGAGGCUGAUCUCAACGAGUUGAGGUCGCAUCGUUCAGAUGAUCCACGUGCUUUGCGGCGACACAAAAUUCAUCACAAUUCCAUUAAAUUGCGUGAAUUACCACAAAUCAGUGUCGCUGCUUUACAAACCAAGAAGGCCUUCGAUCAUAGCCCACAUGAGACUUUCGUACAACUCAAUGAACUCACCGGUGUUGCUGAAGAUCGUGAAUGGAAAGAAACAGCACGUUGGAUCAAAUAUGAAGAAGAUGUACAAGAAGGUUCUGAUCGUUGGGGUAAACCACACGUUGCCUCACUCUCAUUUCACUCCUUGCUUAAUUUACGCCGUUGCUUGGAGACUGGUGUUGUAUUACUUGACUUAAAUGAAAAGGACUUGCCCGCUGUUGCUUAUCGUGUUGUAGAGCAGAUGGUUAUAGAUGAAUUGAUUAGCUCAAGUGAUAAGCCGGCGGUGAUGCGUUCUUUGCUUUUAAGGCAUAGACAUGUGAAUGAGUAUCAGAGCGCUUUUCCAUUUACCAAAAGAAAGUACAACAGCUACACCAGUUUACAGUUGCUUUGGAUGGGAAAUGAAUACCAGCAACAAUUACCACAACAGCAACAACAACAAGGGCCAUUUCAACUACACCAACAGCUUCAACAGCAACAACAACUAUUGCAACCGCCACAUCGCAAACUGCGCGCAAGUAAACGUCUUUCUGUUUGCGAAACUUUGAGUGCACCGCCGCCAUCAGUACUGCUUGGUCCAGCGUCUGCAUAUCGCAGACAUUCCACAAUGUCUUAUAUGGGC
Molecule: messenger RNA, 2023 nt
Organism: Teleopsis dalmanni
Lineage: Eukaryota; Metazoa; Arthropoda; Insecta; Diptera; Diopsidae
Product: anion exchange protein 3-like
Biological process (GO): regulation of intracellular pH; monoatomic anion transport; transmembrane transport
Cellular component (GO): plasma membrane
Molecular function (GO): monoatomic anion transmembrane transporter activity; solute:inorganic anion antiporter activity
Source: RefSeq, a predicted model, not a curated record